AUGCAGUUCAGGAGCAGUGGUGAUAACAGAGUUUACCUCCAUCCCAGAAAGAUGAUUUCGUCCAGCCUGUGCUAUCCAGAAUGCGGGGUGGCCCGGCCCUGGCCGGUCACUGGUGCCGCCAACCAGCCAUGCGUUAGGCAGUGCCCUGACUCCGAAGUGGUGAUCAGACCCUCACCGGUUGUUUUGACCAUUCCAGGACCAAUUCUCAGCAAUUUCCCUCAACACAGUGAAGUGGGAGCUGUAGGAGCACCUGUGGUCGGACCCGGUUACGGAGGCUCAUUCGGCUGGGGAGGCUAUGGAAGCCCUUACGGAGGAUUGUACGGUUUAGGCGGAUAUGGUGGUUACGGAGGAUUGUACGGUUCAGGCGGAUAUGGUGGUUACGGCAGCCGUUAUGGUUAUGGGGGAUUAGGCUGUUAUGGGGGACGAGGUGGUUACCUGGGUGGUUAUGGUUACGGGGGACUAGGUGGUUCUGGGGUAUCUUGCCAUAGGUACCUCAGUGGAAGCUGUGGGCCAUGCUAAUGCCAGCAGCAACAUCCAUGGAAGAAGGAAGGAAUUGAACAGCAAGAUACAGAUUCAGCCCUGAUCUUUUGGGCAUGGCUUUCAGAAGUGCUGGGCAAACAGAGCUCCAGUUGAACUCCGUGGAGCUGUGUGUGCUCAGCACCUUGGGCUGACAGCCGUGCUGCAUUUCUAAUCUUACGCUUUAGGACUCUUUCUGCCAAGGUUUUCCCACCCGUGUGCUGAUUCUCGCUUUCACAUGUGCACUCAUUCUGAAUUACACUUUGGCUUUUUACACCAACCCCGCCUGGUGAAGGCAACGGGGGCAUAGAGAUAGGCAUGAUUUUCGUUUACUGUCAUUUUAAGUCCCUUGAGAGUGAGAAAAAAAGACCUUGCUGUCAAGGAGAAUUAGGUCCUAUAUGUUCUAUCCUUUCCAUCACUAUGUACCUCUACUGACUUGCUUUGACCUUUGCUGCAGCAGACGUCUGAUGGAGAAGCUGCGUAGUCUCUGGUUCUCUUUGGCUUUGUCUCAUUUCCCACCGACCGGGGUAAAGCAAUACACUUAAAAGGGUUAUAAAGGGGACUUGUUUGUCAAUCUCUGCAGCUGCACCAACACAAAGAGAAUAUUUGGUCUGAACUACAUCCCACUGAGACCUGUGAUCGGUCGUGGAUCUCCUUGAAACACUUGAUAUACAUUCUUUCUGCUCUGUAGUAUUUCUUCCUGUAACUGUGUA
Molecule: messenger RNA, 1229 nt
Organism: Gopherus flavomarginatus (Mexican gopher tortoise)
Lineage: Eukaryota; Metazoa; Chordata; Testudines; Testudinidae
Product: claw keratin-like
Exons: 3
Coding region: 1-519 (172 amino acids)
Cellular component (GO): intermediate filament
Molecular function (GO): structural constituent of cytoskeleton
Source: RefSeq, a predicted model, not a curated record